AUGUCCUAUUCCCCCUUCAUGCCUCCUACUGCCUUCCAGUACUAUGUCCUAGUCCAGUAUGUCCCCCAGAGCUCCACAGCUGACGAAUUCAUCCGAGCGAAUGCCUGCAAUAAAUUGACCGUCAUCGCCGAGCAGAUCCGGUACUUGCAGGAGCAGGCUCGGAAGGUCUUGGAUGAAGCUAACAGAGAUGCUGAUCUGCACCAUGUGGCCUGCAACCUCGUGAAGAAGCCAGGAAACAUUUACUACAUGUACAGGCGGGAGAGUGGCCAGCGAUACUUCUCCAUCCUGUCUCCUAAGGAAUGGGGGACCAGUCCCCACGAAUUUCUCGGUGCCUAUAAGCUCCAGCACGACAUGUCCUGGACUCCGUUUGAGGACAUCGAGAGACGAGAUGCUGAAAUAAACAUCCUGGAUAAGCUGCUGAGCCGGCAGGCAGCGCUGCCCCCAUCUACAGAGCCCAACUUCCAGGGCCUGACCAAGUGA
This is a messenger RNA of Charadrius vociferus (killdeer), 480 nucleotides long. Its product is annotated as chromosome unknown open reading frame, human C1orf50. The transcript has 5 exons. The record is from RefSeq and is a predicted model, not a curated record. Lineage: Eukaryota; Metazoa; Chordata; Aves; Charadriiformes; Charadriidae. Bases 1 to 480 code for a protein of 159 amino acids.